CCAAUAGCGGGGGCGGGGCCAGCCUGCGGGCCCAGACGUGGCGCAGCGGCCGGGUGGUUAACCUCCAGCUUGCGGAUCUUCUUCGGCCGGGUUCCGAUGCGCCUCCCGCUUUUUCCGCCGCCUCUCCUGCUGCUUCUGGCGGCGCUUGUGGCCUCAGCCACAGCCGCCAUCACCUACCGGCCGGAUUGGAACCGACUGCGAGGCCUGGCCCGGGCCCGGGUAGAGACCUGUGGGGGAUGACAGCUGAACCGCCUAAAGGAGGUGAAGGCCUUCGUCACCCAGGACAUUCCAUUCUACCACAACCUGGUGAUGAAGCACCUCCCUGGGGCCGACCCCGAGCUCGUGCUGCUGGGCCGCAGGUACGAGGAACUGGAGCGUAUCCCACUCAGCGACAUGACCCGCGUGGAGAUCAACGCACUGGUACAGGAGCUUGGCUUCUACCGCAAGGCGGCGCCCGACGCGCAGGUGCCCCCCGAGUACGUGUGGGCGCCCGCUAGGCUCCCUGAAGGAGCUUCGGACCGCGCCGACCUGUAGGUCCGGGGGCGCGAUGGAGCUGGGCCACCCUGCCUGAGCCCUGGAGACAGAAUGAAGCGCUCAGCAUCCCGGGAGCACUUCCCUUGUUGAGUGCCGACGCCACGUCCCCGAGCCAGAACGAAUGGGGUUGGGGAGGUUCCUCCCAACCCCCCUUUCUUCCUUCCGCAGCUCCACU
Messenger RNA from Galeopterus variegatus (Sunda flying lemur), 709 nucleotides. RefSeq names its product selenoprotein M (gene SELENOM). The transcript is spliced from 5 exons. Lineage: Eukaryota; Metazoa; Chordata; Mammalia; Dermoptera; Cynocephalidae. The record is from RefSeq and is a predicted model, not a curated record. Gene Ontology annotation, cellular component: endoplasmic reticulum lumen. Gene Ontology annotation, molecular function: oxidoreductase activity.